Molecule: messenger RNA, 8884 nt
Organism: Malaya genurostris
Lineage: Eukaryota; Metazoa; Arthropoda; Insecta; Diptera; Culicidae
Product: trichohyalin
Exons: 6
Coding region: 389-8344 (2651 amino acids)
Source: RefSeq, a predicted model, not a curated record
UGUUUGUCUCUUAGUGUCCGCACGAAAAUGUUAGCGUUCGCACAGUAGCUGUGCCUCCGGUUUUGCUUUUUCAUUUGCGCACUUUUUAGUUUUCCUUCUUUUUUUUUGAUUUUUUAUAUUCUAGGCUAUCGAAUUUAAAUCGACUUACAAUUAGUAUUAUACGGUUACGAAACAUCGGUGUUAGAAAAUACGCGCGAUUCCUUUUGUUCCGUAAUAUAGUUUUCGUUAGGCUUUACACUCGAGUGAUUUUUUGUAUUGUUUUUUUUUGUGGUUAACAACGAUACUUUCAUCGAAAUUUGCUGCCGGACCUUUUAAGCAUCAAUAUAAAAAGCGAGGUUCUCGACAUUAAUAGUGAAAAUAUUUUACGAAACCAACGAGCUGAACGAAUAUGUCUACCCAAGAAUUACAUAGUCGUAGUUCGAAGCUACUUCAACGAUAUCAAUCGAAAGCAGUCUCGCAGGAUCCUCUGCAUCAACCAAUGGACACUUCGCCGAUUAUUAAGUCAACCAGCCAACGAAGUUUGCAAAAUUCAACAUUACUGCAGAGGCAUUACUUGAAAACAAGUAAUCAAAACAUGCAAAGCGAACCGUUAGUGCAACCAAGUCCUGAAAUAUCGUCAGAUAGCCAACGUAAUUUGGGGCGAUCUAAGCUCUUACAACGCUACAGUAAACAACAUUCAUUGGAUUCUCAGGACAUGCCACAGCAGGAACCACAGCGUUACAGUAGCCAAAAGAAUCUGGAAGGAUCGAAACUGUUGCAGCGAUACAAUCGUACCAAUAACUCACAGGAAUUUACUGGUCUUUCUGUUAGAGAAGGCACGCCAGUUACGCGAUUCACACGCAGUGGUAGUUUAGACCAAGAUAGAUUGGUGCGCCCAUCUCUAUUAUCCAGAUACACUCCUAAAUUUGGUAAAUCACUAGAUCGAAAAUAUACUUUUGAAUCAGAAGGACAUAGCAACUACAGUAGUCAACAUAGUCUCGACCAACGAGAGCCUACCAGCAGCUUGUCACAAUCACAAACCUUUGGUGAUUACGGCAGCGAUCAUUUCGACCAGUACGAUUCACGUAACCUGCGAAGUCGAUCAUCGAGUAUGGCUCGAGGACUAGCUCGCAAGAGUGCAUCAAGAGAGCUAUAUCCCACGAGUCAGACAAUCCAAUCGGAAAACCAAAAUAGUUCACUCAAUCAAGUAACUCCGGAAACGUUACCUAUAGUGACGGCACCAGAACCAGUUAUAGGACACAUUGCUUCAGCACUUCCCAUGCCUAGCAUAGGAAACAAUGGACCCACACACACUUCGGAAUCCGUAAUCGGUAAUAUUGCUUCAGCUCUUCCUAUACCGGCAAUGGGAAAUCUUGCACCAACACUUCUGGUACCCACACUAAGCAUAGUUCCGCCAACACCAGCUGUAGAUAUUAAUGAUCCCAAAAUAAAGCAAGUUUCCGAUAUCAACCAAAUAAUAGCGAUGCCACCGGCAAGUACGGUUCCUGACCCUCCAAAACUGAAACUAAAAGAGCCAGUGAAACCUCCCAGGAAAGAUUUGUCUGCGCAAACAAUCGUGAGUACUCCCAUUCCUACCAUCACAACUACCAUCAAUAUCGAACCACCGAAAUCCAUUAUCAAACAGGAUAUAUCCGUUGUCCCAACUGCAACAUCUUCACCACUGUUCAACAAAAUGGAAUCACCGAAGCUAAUCACCCAGAAGGAAACACCCGUAAUUCAAACUGUUCCAUCCCCACCAUUAUUCAGCAACAGGGAUCGCAUGGAACAUUACGGAAGCGCUUCCAAUCCAUUACCAUCAUCUGCCUCACUACAACAACCAUUGAAACCACUUAACACUAUACCAAAAACGAAAUUGACCACGCUUUCGCUGCCAGUUAGUGAUCUCAGCAGUCGCCAUAGCUUAACUGAUCUUCAUAAAUCUAGUCCGGAAGGAUUAUCCCCGUCGGAUACUAUGGAAAUCGAUGAAUCCAGCGAAAGAAAGGAAAUGCAAAACUAUUCACGGCAAAAGGCACCCGUAAAAAGAACGCUUGCUUCCGCAUUCGAACAGAUAGCCGUUCUCUCAGUUCCAAAUGUAGCAACAGCCUUUGACGAAGUUGAAGAUAAGAUUGAAAACCUUCCUGCCGAUCGCAAAUUGAAAAAGCGAGAUCAUACAUAUCAUCCCUCAUUUGCACCUACGCUGGGUGAGAACGAUCGAAAAAAUUCUACAGAAAACGAAAAUCAUCGUAAAGUAGAAGAGGAACGGCAGAAAAAAGAAAACAAACAAAAUGAGGACGACAAAUAUAGAAAAGAACAGGAAAAGAGAAGGAAAGAUGAAGAGAAACGGCAGAAAGCUAACGAGGAAAAAAGAAGAAAGGAAGAGAUGAAAAUAGCUAGGGAAGAUCAGAAAAGGAUUAAGUUAGACGAUGAGAAAAAAAGGAAGGAGGAAAAAUUAAUCGAGGAAAUAGCCAAACAGAAAAAAGCAGACGAAGAAAAAAAGGUUAGAGAACAGGAAAGAGUUUCAAAAGAAAAUGAAAAAAAAAUUAGAAUAGAAGUGGAUAAAGUCAGAAAAGAAGAGGAAAAAUUGGCUAAAGAAAUGGAGAAACAAUUAAAAGACGACGAAAAGCGAAAAAAGGCUGAAGAGAAAAAGAAACUCAAAGAAGAAAAGAAAAAGGGUGCUCUAAAAAAUUCAUUAUCUGCCGAUCAACAACCCGAGACAGAAAUUGAAGAUGAGAUAAUUGAUUUUGGUAGCCACUUGGAACAAUAUAGUAUUUCAGGUCCGGAAAAGACCCAAGGUAUUUCAAUUGGCAGAACAAAGGCAGACGAGACAUUUGGAGAAAAAAAUCGCCACACUUUAGCCCCAAGUUCUAAACCCAUGCACAGCAGUCAAGUGAGUCUUGAUAGAGCUACCGGAGUGCAAUCUAAAAUUUUACAACGUUACUCCAAGAGAAGUGGAUCGCAAGAUAAUAUCCAUACAGCACAUGAAGAGACACAACAAUUCAUGCAAAAGGUACACAGGAGCCAAACUAGUUUGGACAACCAGCGAUCAUCACGAUCAACAUUACUGCAAAGGUAUACUCCAAAGCCAUUGGGCACAUCAAAAAAUACAAGCCAAACUCCUGCACCAGCAUCAACAUUGCAAACCUCCAGUCAAGCGAGUUUGGAUAAAUCGCGUCUGGAAAAGUCAUCUCUGUUACAACGUUAUAAACAACGAAUUGAGACAACUGGGACAGACCAAGCAAUCGAUGGGAGUACAACACUUCAACAUGACAAGGAACAACGGUUAUCAUCCGUUUUGUUUCAACAGAAAAAGCGCCCCGAGAAAUACGAUGGUUUCGAUUAUCGCGACCACGAAUACGAACCGAUUGGCGAGGCAGUUGACAACGCAUCCAAUACUACGCCGUCUGCGGCUGUGGUUACUUUGGCCUUGCCAGGUGCAGAUGUCAAGAGGAAACUGUCCAGUGCAUCUCUACGCGUAUCUGGAGAUGAGGUGGACACCAUAAGUAUGGAAGAGCUUCAAAGAGAUAUUGAAGAUCGCUAUUUUAAUCGCGAAGCGGAAGGCGAAGAUAGAGAAGAAGACAACACCACCGAAACAAUCGAAGGCACCCAGGAAAAGGCCAGCAAAAUGAAGGCCGUUAUGGUACGGGCUCAAGAAAGUGGCAGAAAAGCGAUGACCAGAGCUCAAGAAAGUAGCAAAAAUGCUAUGGUCAAGGCACAGGUCGGUGGUAAAAACUUGCAUCAAAAGUUACGAAAGCAGACUGAUAAAUUCCGAACUAAAAUGACCAAAAUUAAUGCCAAGAAAGAUAAAGGAGCUGUGCCAUUAGCUACUCCAGAAAUUGUUACUACUCCAGAAAUUGUUACUACUCCAGAAAUUGAAAAAUUGGAUUUCACCAUCCCAGAGCCGACAUUUGAACACGAGUCAAGAAAUGAUGAGCAUAUGAAAGAUUCAACAGAUCAUGAAGUAGAAACUGAAGAAACUGUUUCAGACAUUGGUUCUGGCGAGAAAAAAUUCAAAGGUUUGAAAAGUAUACAAAUACCGAAAAUACGUAAACCAGUUUUUAAACGUCCAGAAUUCACUAAGAUUACGAAACCGAAAAUGCCAAAAUUAAAAGCACCUAAUAUGUCUAAAUUUAAACGUCCGGAAAUACCGAAAUGCUUAAAGGAGAAACCCGAUUUUUCGAAAUUGAAAAUGCCGGAAAAAAUCGGCACUAUUAAAUUACAACGCAGCAAGUCUAUGAAGGAUCAAACAUCCGAUUCUCAAAGCAAUUUGAAUCAAUCUGAAAUUGAAGUACCAUCUACUCGAGAGGAUAAAACCAUCAAAAAGAAACCAAUUUAUAGUAAUUUCGGUACAUAUCCUAGAUUCCUCGACAAAUUCAAGCGUCAAAAGUCGACACCAGUGAAUACCAGCAUUCGUUCAUCAACACCUACACCGCAAGAAUUCACUCAAGCAAGUAAAACGUCACGUCUGAAAGGACCCACCUUCAUGUCACGCUGGGCAGAAAAAACUUCAGAUGCAGGUAGCAACAGUUUCUUCUCGGGCAGUGAACUAGGAGAACGUGAAGCAUCAGUCGAGAAACACAUAAGACAAAGGUUGGAGGGAUUAGAAAUGGAGCCUCCAGAACUGCCAAUUACGGCAGAACAGAAACAACUCGACGAAUACGAUAAAGAGAAUCGGGAAAUACAUCUACUUUCUGCUGCUCGGCAUGACGAAUUUCUCAAACGGAAACCACCAAUGGAGCGACAGGAGUCCGAUCUGGCAUCCGAGGAAGAAAAGCAGUUUUGGGCUAGCUCUUUAGGUCAAAAGAUCAGGCAAAACAUCGAUAUGAACAGCAAUGACUUCGAUUUUCUUGAUGAAGAAGAUCGUUUGCGGAGAGACAAUGAACCAACUGGCCUUAGCGAUCAAGAUCGCGCUAGGUUCCUGGGUGAAACGAUAGAGCACUCGGAAAAAGAUUACGAUAUGCGUUCUACGACUCCAUAUUCCAACAAAGAAUGCCAGUCCUCGGGAAGCUCAGGUAUCCGUAGGCGUAAGGGAGUAUUGGAGGAAAUCGAUGAUGAUGAGUUUUUCUUAAGACAAAAAGGAAUAUCCAAGGAUGACAUUCAAAUGGGUGAAUACAUAAGUUCGGCAAUUAAAGAGGGGCUCAGUGUGCCAAAAAAUGCAUUGGCACAGAUGGGACGAUAUGAAUCAUAUGACGAAGAUAUCAAUACCAGUGAAAGAGUCAGUAUUGACUAUCGGGGUGAACCGGGCCCUGGUUCUACCCGUUACUAUCAACCUAGCUUCGAAUCCGACGACCUAUCCAACAAACAAAUUUUAACCGACGAGUUCCGAAGAGAAGAUAAAUUUUACAAGACGUUCCCUCCAGAUCGUCCUUUAAGAAAAAAUAAAAAAGCAUUUAAUGAAGAAAAUUAUGACGACGAUAGCCAAAAUGUGCCCUACGAAUCCAACCAACAAGAAGAAGAUGAAAUUGAAUUCUUCGAUCGUGGUCGUAAGUAUGGUAGUGAACAGCCAGUCAUACACCCAAAGAAAGAUGAACAUUAUAUUGAUGAUGAAAGCAUUGACAAUGCAUUUUCUCGUACUGGAGCGGCAGUGCCACCUACUCCACCGAGACGUAGAAAGAAGCGCUUCCGUGAUGUAACUUCAUCUGAAUUAGAACCAUUCGCGAAUGGUUUGACUAAAAAAACCAUUUACAAUAGCUUUACCAUAGGACCCGAAACGCACCUUUUCUCUGCUGAAGUUCCACUAGCCGAGGAAGAAAGCUUCACUACUCCUUUACCAACUCCGAGGCGAUCUCGUUCGCGAUCACAAUUAUCAAAAUUCUCCGAGGACGAUCGUGCUUUCAGAGCGGCAGCCGCUUAUAUCUUUGGGGCCGAAGAGAGCGAGUUAGAAAAGCAUAACAUUGGUUUGUCGGAAUCUAACGGAUAUGCAACCGUUAGGAAAGAACCCCCUCCACGCCCACCAGCACCGAUUCGUCGUAGGAAGUCAACUCGUUCUUUGGAAGUUGAUCGACAAUUCAGCACUUUACCAAAUUAUCACUCGGUGUCACCUAUGCGCCCUUUUCGCAACUAUAGCACAAUCAGUCCCAAUAGACCGCCUCGUAAUAAGUCAGUCUCAAGUCUCAACGAAAAUCAAAUGAAACCACCGCACUCGAGCAAAGAUGACCUAACCCAAUACGAAGCAAUUGAGGAUAUAGAAAAUCAAUCAAAACUAAAUAAUACCCUUCAAUCCGGUGCAAUUGUUAGUAAAAUGAAAGAUCGACCACUUCCCCCUCCUCCACGACCGCCGAGAGAUAGUAAAAAAUCUCGUAAACAAGCACUGGAUGAUAGGUUCGAUCUCGACGGUGGAGGAGAACGCAUUGUCACUUUAGGCCAUAGUGAGCCAAGAGUAGUAGAGGAAGUUGAAACAGCCGUUCAAACGGACCUUGGUUAUGAGGAAUAUGAAUUAGACAUUGAAGUUUCCGAAACCUUUGGUGAUACUGAAGAAGAGUCUUUGAAGAGGCCCAUAAAAACUUUGAAAGAGAUCUUGAAGGAGGAACAACAAGCGGAAAUAGAUCGCGCUCGGCAAUUGGCUGAAGCCAACAACUUGAUGAGAGAAAUCCAAAAAUUCAGGGAUUCUACUUCAUCGCUUUCUCUGCAUGGCAGUAGACCCGAAACGCCUGCUGUUGCUGUUCUCGAACGUAGAGUGUCAGCACCGUAUGCAACGGACGUGGGAAAUCAGACAAGCUUAGUCCAUGAUCGACCUCUAAGCUCUGAAAUUUUGACUGAACAAGAUCUCGCUGAUGAUGAUAAAUACAUCGCAGAGCUUGUGAAAAAAUAUGUUUCAGAUGAAAAAGUUGGAGAAUAUUCUAAGAAUUCACAGAGAAAAGUAACGGAAUCUAAUGAACUAGGUUUUAUAACAGUAGACCAUGUGUCAAGUAAAAUAGAGACGGAAGAAGGAAGACCUGGUAAAUCCGAACCAUUCAUCCCACCUCGACGUAGAUCAUUGAUCGCUUCAAAUCAAGAUAUAUCUAGAAAUUUUGAAAUUUCAUCAAAUGUCAUUGAAGAAAUUGUAGAACGACUAAAGACUAGCGAACAGCAACAUAUUGCUGAAUUGCAACAAUUACAUUUACAACAAUUGGAGGAUUUGAGGAAACAGCAAGAAGAACAAAAACAAAUCCAAGAGCAAAGACUUGAAGAACAACAAAAACAAUUACUAGAACAACAGAAUCUGCAAUUACAUGAAACUCAACAACUCAAAGAACAAAUUCUACAACAACAGGAGCAGCAGAAAGCUCUUCUUCAACAGCAACAACAGCAGCAACAACAACUACUACUGGCUCAACAACAACAACAGAUUCUUCUGCAGCAGCAGGAGAAGGAACGAGAACUGCAACGAGAAAAGGAACGGGAGCUACUUCGAGAACGAGAGGUUGAGUUAGAGAAAGCUCGAGAAAGAGAACGCGAAUUACAUCAUGCUAGAGAACUAGAGCUUCAGCGGGCUCGUGACUUGGAAUUACAGCGUUCUAAAGAGCUCGAACAACAGAGAGUACGAGAGCUGGAACUACAACGAACAAUGGAGCUAGAACAUCAACGCUUGAGAGAACUGGAACUACAAAGAAUUCAAGAAGCUGAAAUCCAAAGAGUACGGGAGGCAGAACUUCAACGUAUCAGAGAAAUUGAACUACAACGAGCAAGAGACGCAGAAAUACAGAGAAUACGGGAACAAAAGAUGCAAAGAGUUAGAGAAGUAGAAAUGUUAAGAGCCAGAGAAAAUAUUGUUUCUACGGGUAGUGUGGAAACACCAUCAGGACAAGAAGGAGAUAAAUAUAUUCAGGAUGCUGAACAACAAAUUCAUAACGAUUCAAUUGUUGAACAAGAAGUAACUGCAAAAACUAUACCCGCUCGUCCUCCUUUACCGCGAAUCAAUCAACAAAUUCAAAUGCCUCCGCCGUUUGCGUACCAACAAUACAUGCAUCAUCCACAAUCACUAUAUCCUGCCAGAGACUAUUCCGAUGAAGAAGGAACUAUACCGCAAGCUCCUCAUCGUCGACGUAGACACCACCGCUCUAGAAGAGAAUCAACUUCUGAAGAAGAAUUCCAUCGGGAGCAUAGGAAGCAACGUCACGAGACGCGUUCACCAGAGCCAUCAAUUCCAGCAUUAGGCACCCAACUAAUUCGGGCAUGUGGUCUAUCCAUUCAACAGACCGGGGAAAAUUUAAUGACAAUCCUUCGAGCUAGUAGCAAAGAUGAGAACAAAAGAGAUUUGCAUAUCGCUCUCAUCAUUCUGAUUGUCAUAGUCGCAGGACUGAUGGCAUUAGGAAUGAGUGCGGAAAAGGCUGUCCAUCAUCAUCACUGGGAUUACUUCAAUCCACCAGGAAAUAGUGGGAAUACUUAAAUAAAAAUCUUAAAGGCACUAAACACUUCACGCGAAAAUCUCUUUUUUUAAUUACUUGCCUUCGAAUGUAGUAAGCAACUCAAUCUAAGUGAAUUUCCUAGUUGUAGUAAUUGUAAGCGCAUAUUAUAAUUUUGUUAUGAAAUAAAACAGUUACGAGAUUAAAUUAAGAAGAAAAAAACUUUACAGUUUGCAUUUGAGCGUAGAUUCGGAUAUCAUUAUACUGUUGUCAAUUUGCAAUUUUUACUAUUAUUCACGAAACAAUCUAUUUACCUACACAACAUUUUAUUAUUUAGUAUAUCCAGUUUUGAAAACCAAAAAUGUGAAAGCGAAGAGAAUCAAAAUAUGUUGAUAUCAAAAUAUGUACAGUAGAGAGUAGUGUUAAAGACCGACUAAAAUGUUGAACUAUCGAAUGUCAUGAGUUGUAGUGUUAGCCAAUUGAGUGUAUAUAGGGAGCAAAGCUCGACCCCUUAUUGUUAUUUAAGUUGUUCUUUUUUCAUAAUCAUAUUUGAAGAAAUAAAAAAUUUUGACGAAAAUAAAAAA